Molecule: messenger RNA, 4774 nt
Organism: Amborella trichopoda
Lineage: Eukaryota; Viridiplantae; Streptophyta; Magnoliopsida; Amborellales; Amborellaceae
Gene: FPA
Product: RNA binding protein
Molecular function (GO): RNA binding
Source: RefSeq, a predicted model, not a curated record
GUUGUGCGGUCUAAAAAUUCAUCUCUUUCAUUCGAAACCCUAUUCCUGUGCUCCCCUUUGUGGAACCCUAAUUUGUUUCCUCUUUCAAACCCUAAUCUUACUCUUCUUUAUGCAAAGUCCUGGUUGAUCUUGCUCUUGAUUGCGUCCCUCAGGAAAAUCAUUUGAAAUUUGUCUCUGGUUUCGUGCCAUCUGAAAACCCUAACUGGCUUUCUCUGGUUCCUGUGUUUUUAUCGAAAGCCCAGCUCUUCUGGCCAUCUCUGCAAAUUUCCGAUAGACAUUGGUUUUCACGGUUUGUUCUUGUGGAAAACCGUAAUUCAUUGGCUUAGCAUGGUACCCCUGUAACUUUGGCCUUGUUAUAUAAUCCUCUUAGAAACCAGAGCUUUUUUGCCUUUAUUUCUUUUAGCUUAGCGUCUGAAACCCCCGUUCUAUCUUAUGGCACCUCCUGUUAAAACGUCUGGACCUUCGGACUCAAACUCUAGGCCCGGAAUAAAAGAAGAUGAGUACGAAGGACCUUCUCAUAAUCUAUGGGUUGGAAACCUUUCUUUAGAGACGACAGAGUUAGAUCUUAUGGAUUUGUUCGGAAAAUAUGGGGCUUUGGAUAGUGUGGCUACAUACAAUUUUCGAAACUAUGCCUUUGUGUAUUUUAAGCAUCUUGAAGAUGCAAAAGCAGCAAAGGAAGCGCUUCAGGGAACUGUAGUCAAAGGGAGUGCAUUGAGGAUCGAGUUUGCAAGACCGGCUAAACCUGGGAAGCAUCUUUGGGUGGGUGGGGUGAGUCCAUCUGUAACAAAGGAGCUACUUGAACAAGAGUUUUUGAAGUUUGGAAAGGUGGAGGAAUUCAAAUUCCUCCGGGACAGGAAUUCUGCACUUGUUGAUUAUGUUAAAUUGGAAGAUGCGGUUUCAGCUUUAAAAGCAAUGAAUGGCAAGCUUCUCGGUGGUGAACAGCUACGCGUAGAUUACCUCAGGUCACAGCCUCCAAAAAGAGAAAAUUGGAAUGAUUUUAAUGAUGCAAGAGACAGAAAAUUUUCAGGUUCAUCAGAUGCAUCUUGGAUGCCAAACUCCAAAACUCAGCCUUCUCAACCGUUUGGAGGGGGGCGAAGAGAAGGCCAACCAAGCAAUAUCUUGUGGAUUGGAUACCCACCAUCUGUCCAAAUUGAUGAGCAAAUGCUUCAUAAUGCCAUGAUCCUCUUUGGUGAAAUUGAAAGAAUAAAGAGCUUCCCAUCGAGACAUUACUCAUUUGUCGAAUUCAGGAGUGUUGAUGAGGCUCGGCGGGCAAAGGAAGGUUUACAAGGUCGCCUUUUUAAUGAUCCUAGGAUACAAAUACUGUUUUCAAGCAGUGUAGCACCUGGGAAGGAGGGCUCAAGUUUCUCCCCUGGUAUUAAAGGUCCUAGACCUGAUCUCUUCUUUAAUGAUGCUCCAUUUAGGCCAAUGGAUGUAUUUGGUAAUCGCCCAAUGGGGCCCAACAAUUUUCCUGGUCCUCUAGGUCCAAAUGGAAUGCCUGGACCAAAUAUGCUAAUGAGACCUUUCCCACCACAAGGCUUUGAGGCACCAUUUAAUGGCCCAGAUGUUUUUAACGAUAUGGGGGGUCCUUUCCCUAAUUUCCCUAAUGCAAAUAUGAUACCUGGAAAUUGGAGACAGCUAUCCCCUGGUUCAGGACCUGGCAUGAGACCUACAAUGAGGCCCCUUCCUGGUUCUUGGGAUGGUGGGUUUGAUCAAAGUAAUUUUCAUAGGGAUGCAAAGAGGUCUAGGAUUGAAGGUUCUAACGCAGUUGAAGGAUCUCCUUUUCAUGGAAAGAAAGCAGAUAGUCAGGGCAAUGGCCUUGGGAUGCAAACUGACAAAGGCGUGUUAGGGACCCCAGCUCGUGUUGCUCCUGGUCCAUCUGGCAAGGAUUUUAUCUGGCGUGGAAUCAUUGCUAAGGGGGGAAGUCCUGUCUGUAGUGCUCGAUGCGUACCUGUAGGAAAAGGGAUAGACGCUCAGCUUCCGGAGAUUGUGAAUUGCUCAGCAAGAACAGGAUUAGACAUGCUCACUAAGCAUUAUACCGAGGCCAAUGGGUUUGACAUUGUCUUCUUUUUGCCGGAUAAUGAAAAUGAUUUCGCUUCCUACACUGAGUUUCUGCGAUACCUGGGUGUCAAGAGUCGUGCUGGGGUUGCCAAGUUUGAUGAUGGCACAACCCUAUUUUUGGUGCCACCAUCUGAUUUCUUGACCAAUGUUUUGAAGGUAAGGGGUCCUGAGCGCCUCUAUGGAGUAGUUCUUAAAUUCCCACAACCAAUCUCUGGGGCACCACCUAUUCAACAACCACCCCAACAACUUAUUCCUCAAAUCCCACCCCCACCCCCAUCCCAAUCCCAACAGUUUGUAGAUGGUACCCAGCAAUAUCCUUCUUUGCUAGGGGAUUAUAACAGGGUUUCUCACAAAGAGGAUCAAUCUCUCCAAAUGGAUUAUAACAGGGUUUUGAAUGAGGAUCCUAAUACCCUUGCUGGUGGGAUUAAACAACUGGGAACACAUGCUGAAGAGCCUCAUUUGGGGCAAUCUGCCCAAGAUUAUGUUAAUAAUCUGGCAAAUUCUCAAGUAGGAGUUUCUUUGACACCUGAGGUCAUCGCUGCCUUGGCGGCCAUUCUCCCUGCCAACCUUCAAUCUGCAAAUAGUCAAUUAGGUCCUGCUUCAGCCCUAGUGGCAUCUGCAUUUGGUGCAAAUAUGGCUUCUGACCAGUCAGUGCAAUCACAAGUUUGGAGGCCCGACCAACAACAGUCAAUGGUUUCGAGUGGCCUUCAUCAAUCAAGGGAAGAUCAAGCGAGUUUUCAAAACCAACAACUUGGGCAACAAUUCAAUAGUCAAGCUUCCCUAUUGUCUCAAUAUCCAGGUUAUCCAAAUAUCCCAAGUGGGAUGGAACACAUGGUUAUGGGUGUUCAGGACACCUCUAUGAAUUUCCAACAGGCUACCAUGUCUACUCGCCCGGUGCCUAACAAUUUAGUUCCUUCUCAAGGUGGACAAUACCCAGCUCCCCAGGUUAAUCAAAGUUAUCAGCUUGAUCCUUCUCAAAGUUCUCGAUCACAGGUCCCUCAGCAAAUGAAGCCUUCAUUUUCACCUGGUCAUGUUCAAGGUGGAAAUAUGGCUCAACCACAGGCCAACAUGCAACAGAUGGGAACUGUUAAUACUGAGAUGCCAAAUCCUGUACAACAACUGCAAUCUGCCCUUUCGAUGCCGGAGAGUGAGGCUGACAAGAACCAGCGUUAUCAGUCAACACUGCAAUUUGCUGCUAACCUCCUAAUGCAAAUACAGCAACAGCAACAGCAGCAGCAAGGAAACACCCAAGUGAUGGAUGGCUCUCAAAAUAUGCAAUAGGAGCUUUGGAAGCACUUCUCUGAGGUCCUCUUACCCACUCACUUGGUGAUGGAACUCUCUGGGUAUGCUGCACACAUGCCAAACUAAGGAAGACAAACUCAAAACUUGGCUUGCCAUCAGGUGAGUUGAGCUGACUUACGAAACCAAAAGCGAUUUAGAAAACUUGCUUGAAACCUUACAAAACUUGGGUUUUCUCAGCGAGUCAACAGUGUCUGGCAGUAACACAGUGAAACUUAGUGCACAGUUUUAACGCUCCCAUAGUAAUUUUUAAAUUAUUGUUCCUGAAAUUUUGAUCGAGAGACUGGUACUUGAAACUGACAAAAGGUUCUACAACUAGAGGACCUAGGUCUAUCUCAGUGGAGGGUGUUGCUGAUUUUUCUUUUGUUUUUUAUGGGGGAAAUAUUAACUGUGAGGAGUUGCUGUUGUUUGCCUAACCAGUAAGCUGUCUCUGUUAUUUCAGCUGUCUCUGUUAUUUCUGCAAAGUACAUUCAUGUUGCAAAAUCAUAGACAAGCUGUAGGGGACCUUCCUGCAGUAUCAUUAAAUGCUUGAUGAGGAAAGGUGUGCGGCAUUAUAUUAACUUUGUUUGGUAGUCUUAAUAAUGGGGCAUAGGGAGGUUAAAUCAAACUCUCAUGGUUGUCUACUUAUUUGUAUAAAAGUAAUUAGUAAGUCCUGGGAUUUUGGAGCAGAUAGGUGUAAGUUUUUGUGCUGGAUUCAGUACGGAUUGAGGACAUUCAGAAAAUCGUUAUUGUUUUAAGAAUCGCCUGCAUGGCUUCAUGCUAUCUUCUUGAAAAGCCAUGAUUACUUGAUGACAACUGCAAUAAAAAUUUGGUUUUAGGAUUUUUUAUUGUGUUGUAGAAAACUUUGAUGGAGGGAUUGCAUUCCAUUGUUAUAUGACACACAGGCACAUAUCCAACAUAAUCUGUCUUAGAAUAAGGACAUUUGAGGUAUUUGAACAUUAUCGAUGAAUUCUGAACAUUUCCAUGGUUUGUUAGGAUGUAUCAAUGAUUACAUAGAUUUUUCCAUUCAUGCGAGUGUAGUUUCUUUUUUUGUUAUAGUAGUAUAUGCAAUUAUUUUCAAUUGAGAGUUCCUUCUUUAUAUAAUUGAUCCUUUGAAUUCCUUUGAGAUGAUGUAACUUCACUAUUUGAACCGUGUCUGCUAUCUGAUAUAAGUUUGUGGCACUUAUGCUUUUGAGCCUGUUCAUUUCAAUUUAUUAUCUAGGAAAAGAGUUUGAGACUUGUGGUAGGGCAUACUUUGUUUUAGGUCUAUGGCUUGAAUGCUACUGCUUCUUGGUACAGGCAAAUGACUAUUUUUAUCUCUUUUGUCUUUUGAUAAUGAGUUGAAUGACACGUUUGGUGAAUUUUGAGCUGGUCUAUUUGAAAUUGCAUGAAUGGAAGUGCAUGAAAAUAAGAAAAAUUCAAUGUUUCCUUGUCUUUA